AUGUACUCAUCGAUUGACUUAGAUGAGAAAAGCAUGGGCUUUAAGAUUGGUUCGUUGGGAACUCCCGUCCGGUGGGACCGCGAGGACUGGACUUUUUACAAGUACGCUAUGCUGAACGCAUUUGAAGAGAGUUUAUUGGAUGACAUCGCCAGGAGCGAUGUUGUCGAAGAUAAAGACUGGGAUGAAGAGGAGAAAGGAAAUUUCAAGAAGAAACAGGUCAAGAUCAAGAUUUGA
Molecule: messenger RNA, 234 nt
Organism: Peronospora belbahrii
Lineage: Eukaryota; Oomycota; Peronosporomycetes; Peronosporales; Peronosporaceae
Source: the annotation of a GenBank genome assembly